UCGUGGACUUGUGGCAAGACUGCCAGGAGCUGCUGCUGCCGCCAUCAACCCCCAUGGCCUACACGUCAGGUGGGGGCGCCCCAGUGGCAGGGGCAGCCCCCAUGGGCUCCCAGUACUGCGUGUGCAAGGUGGAGCUGUCUGUGAGUGGCCAGAGCCUGUUGGACCGGGACGUCACCUCCAAGUCUGACCCUUUCUGUGUCCUCUUCACGGAGAAUAAUGGCAGGUGGAUGGAGUAUGACAGGACAGAAACCGCCAUCAACAACCUCAACCCAGCAUUCUCCAAGAAGUUUGUCCUCGACUACCACUUCGAGGAGGUGCAGAAGCUCAAGUUUGCCCUGUUUGACCAGGACAAGUCCAGCACACAGCUUGACGAGCAUGACUUUCUGGGCCAGUUCUCCUGCAGCCUGGGCACGAUCGUCUCCAGCAAGAAGAUCACUCGGCCUCUGCUGCUGAUGAAUGACAAGCCAGCGGGGAAGGGCUUGAUUACGAUUGCCGCCCAGGAGCUGUCAGACAAUCGGGUCAUCACGCUGAGCCUGGCAGGCAGGAAGCUGGACAAGAAGGACCUCUUCGGGAAGUCAGACCCAUUUCUUGAGUUUUACAAGCCAGGGGAUGAUGGCAAAUGGAUGCUGGUGCACAGGACUGAGGUGAUCAAGUACACGCUGGACCCUGUGUGGAAACCAUUCACCGUGCCGUUGGUGUCUCUGUGUGAUGGAGACAUGGACAAGCCCAUCCAGGUCAUGUGCUAUGACUAUGACAAUGAUGGGGGCCACGACUUCAUCGGUGAAUUCCAGACAUCGGUGUCACAGAUGUGUGAGGCCCACGAUGGCGUUCCGCUGGAGUUGGAGUGCAUCAACCCUAAGAAGCAGAGGAAGAAGAAGAGCUAUAAGAAUUCGGGCGUCAUCAUCUUGCGUUCCUGCAAGAUACACCGAGACUACUCUUUCCUAGACUACAUCCUGGGAGGCUGCCAGCUCAUGUUCACCGUUGGAAUAGACUUCACAGCUUCCAAUGGGAAUCCCCUGGACCCUUCAUCUUUGCACUACAUCAACCCCAUGGGCACCAACGAAUACCUGUCGGCCAUCUGGGCGGUGGGACAGAUCAUCCAGGACUACGACAGUGAUAAGAUGUUUCCAGCUCUGGGAUUUGGGGCCCAGCUACCCCCAGACUGGAAGGUCUCCCACGAAUUUGCCAUCAACUUCAACCCCACCAACCCCUUCUGUUCAGGUGUGGAUGGCAUCGCUCAGGCAUACUCAGCCUGCCUGCCUCAUAUCCGCUUCUAUGGCCCUACCAAUUUCUCUCCCAUCGUCAACCAUGUGGCCCGGUUCGCGGCUCAGGCCACACAGCAGCAGACAGCCACGCAAUACUUCAUCCUGCUCAUCAUCACGGAUGGUGUCAUCAGCGACAUGGAGGAGACGCGGCACGCCGUGGUGCAGGCUUCCAAGCUGCCCAUGUCCAUCAUCAUCGUAGGUGUAGGCAAUGCCGACUUUGCUGCCAUGGAGUUCCUAGACGGGGACAGCCGCAGGCUUCGAUCCUACACUGGCGAGGAAGCAGCCCGUGACAUUGUGCAGUUCGUGCCCUUUCGAGAGUUCCGAAAUGCAGCAAAAGAGACUCUGGCCAAAGCUGUGCUAGCAGAACUGCCUCAACAGGUUGUACAGUACUUCAAGCAUAAAAACCUGCCCCCCACCAACUUGGAGCCCGCCUGAGCCCCCGCUCAGCAGCAGCAGCAGCAGCAGCAGCAGCAGCAUGCCGCCCUCCCCAGGAACGUGCACGCUCACCCUGCUUCCUCGUGGGUGGCCUUUUUUACCAAUCCACGUUUUUAUUUUUUACAACCGGACCUCUGCCCUGCUCCCCAACCCAGCUGGGCUUCCUGUGUCGGAGUCAGCAAUGAUGUUUCCAGGCCAAGGGGCAAAGCAGCUUCCUCUCCAUCCCUGCCAUCCCCCCCCCCACCCCCGUGCUACCCUUAAGUAUUGAAUGUACUUUGUAUAAUUUUAGUGGAAUUGUUAUUAAAGAAUAAAAUUUUUACAGUCA
Octodon degus (degu) is the source of this 2025-nucleotide messenger RNA. It is a transcript of the gene Cpne2, whose product is annotated as copine 2. The coding region runs from base 54 to 1700 and encodes 548 amino acids. Lineage: Eukaryota; Metazoa; Chordata; Mammalia; Rodentia; Octodontidae. The record is from RefSeq and is a predicted model, not a curated record. Gene Ontology annotation, molecular function: calcium-dependent phospholipid binding. Gene Ontology annotation, biological process: cellular response to calcium ion. The transcript has 16 exons. Gene Ontology annotation, cellular component: plasma membrane.